Aphanomyces invadans is the source of this 7839-nucleotide messenger RNA. RefSeq lists its product as hypothetical. The coding region runs from base 1158 to 7775 and encodes 2205 amino acids. The record is from RefSeq and is a predicted model, not a curated record. Lineage: Eukaryota; Oomycota; Saprolegniomycetes; Saprolegniales; Verrucalvaceae. Gene Ontology annotation, molecular function: NAD+ poly-ADP-ribosyltransferase activity; protein binding. The transcript is spliced from 6 exons.
CAUGGCCCCACGAACGAAACGGACCAAGCAAGUCAAGCGCAAAGCACCCGGUGCCAAGGCAAGCGAACCAGCGACGCCACCGUCGGUCAAGACCGUCGCGUACGACGAAGAUGGCGUCAACACGCUGUUUGAAGCGAUGAGCGUCGUCGCGGUCCGAUGUGACGACGACGAGCACGGCGAGCGCUUCUGGAUCGCGCAGCUCCUCGACGACACGAUCGAGGACAUGCUGGACGAUGCGUCUGCUCAUGUGAAUGUGCUCUACUUUGAUAAGGUCGUGGCCGACAACAUGUACCACGUCGGCAACUACGACGCGAUCCCAGUCCAGGCCAUCAUGUGCGAGAUUCAACUGGACGAGCCGUCACCGGGCGAGUUCAAGCUACCCAAACGACACUUGGAGCGCAUUCAAAGCAUUCUGGCCAAGGUCGAUGCGGGGGAGCAGGUCCCGGACGAGAUGUUGCAGCCGCUCAAGAAGCGCAGGACGGCGUUCGCGGCGGCGGAAGCGACAACAAAACCCACAUCGACUCCCACGGCGACGGCUGCUGCAAUCAAGACGGACAAAUGGUCGGGGCUGCCAAAACGAAUCGUCCAAGUGCGCGACGCGGAGAAUUUCACCGACGAUGCCAUGACUGGAAACCACGCGUUCCGGUCCAAGUGCAGCGAUGUCGUAUCAAGCGCCAAGGAACUCAUCCGCGCUGUCCUGGUCGGCGACCACCACUUGCUUGAAAGUGUGGUCCAGAAACCUGCGCUGCACCGACACAUGCACACGUUCUUUGUCACGCGCAGUGCGGGGGUCCCCAAAACCGCCUUGCAUUACGCUAUCGAACGGGCAGACCUGAAGGUUUGUGCGUUGCCAUAUCUUCUAAAGUUGCUCAUCGUGGGUCCAGGCGAUUUCCGCGCUCGUGGCCGCGGCCAAGGUCGACAAGGCCAAGUUUGCGAAAAAGCCCGUGUGCGCGCUGGUAACGCUGGAUACGGGCAAGCACACGAGCUCCUUUAGCGAUUACAAUCGGCGUGCAUUGAAUGCGAGUCGCGGCGGCAAAGAAGGCAACAACGCGUUGCUAAAGGACGAAACGGGCUCUGUCGCGCCUCUCAUCACGACCCGUGGCAUCGACAGCAACUUGGAGCGGUUUUUGUGGGAAAAUCCAACGACGACGUAUGAAAUGAUCAUGCUGAUCUACCCCGGCGAUUCGUGGGUCCAACAUUCGGCGACGCACAUCCCGUGUCUCGCUCGAAGCGGCAACUACGUCUUGCUGAGCAAACUCGUCGCGAUUCUGGUCGCACGUGGCGGAUGGGGCUACAACAACUUGCACAGCCAAGUGCUUGGGUCGCCACCCCUCGAGCCGUUCAAGAAGGUGUCCGUGUUGAAGAAAGGCAGUCAGCAUGCGAUCCGGCCGUUGCAUUUUGCCGCCAUCAACCCGAAUCCAGCGCAUUUGGAAACGUUGAUGGCCGAGCUGGACCAGGUUGGACUUGGUCAAGUAGACGCUGGCAACUGGGCUACCAUUCAUUACGCUGCCGCGUGUCAAGGGUCGGAGCCGUUGAAGCGGCUCUUGCAGGCAGGAGUUGACGUAUCGCUGCGGACAAAAUCCAAGGACACGCCGCUGACGAUUGCAGCAAGACUCGGGCGCCUCGACAACGUCAAGUUGCUUCUAGAGCAUUCUGCCACGGAUGUGGCGGCGGCGGUGGAAUCGGCCGCGUGGCUUGGCUUCCGACCGCUUCACUACGCCGCCCAGAACGGCCACGACCAAGUGGUCAUGUUUUUGUUGGCAAAGGGAGCCAAUGCCAACGCGGGCACGUCAGGGAAGGAGUCGCCGCUGGCGCUCGCGGCCGAGGCUGGUCAUCUCAACUGCGUCCAAGCGCUGCUCCAACACAAAGGAAUCGCCGUGGAUGUCUUCAACAAAGUUCGCCGAACGCCGCUCAUGGUCGCCGUCAUGAACGGGCAUGUCCAAGUCGCCGUGGCGCUUCUAAAUGCCGGUGCCAAUGCAAAUGCCGUCGAUACGUCGUUAAACAGCGUGAUGCACUAUGCCGCGGGGUAUGGGUGGCUGUCGUGCGUCAAGUUGCUUGUGGCGGUCGACGCUGCGGCGUGGUUUCGCAAUGCGUGGGGGUAUUCGCCCAUGGCCGUCGCCGCGUUGAAAGGUCGGUACGACGUGUCGCGCUAUUUGGUCGCGAUCGCCCCGGCCCACGAGCACGCAAUCGAUUUUCGCGAUGCGAAUGGAGCGACCAUGUUGUUUCUCCAGUGCAAGCUGGCGGAGACCAUCGACGAGAUCGAGUUUCUACUUGCGAACGGAGCGAGUCCCAACGUGCCCACGUCAGCGUUUGAGUUUCCCCUCCAGCAAGUGCUGCAGCGACUGCCGAACGACGAACUCGAUUCUUUCCUCGUCUCGAUUGGGACCCUCCUCAUCAAACACAAGGCGCAUAUCACGCACGACGACAUGCGCCACGUUGGGCAGCCGCUGGCCCUUGCCAUGGCCAAGAAGCACCGUCGAUUCUUCGACCAGUUCCUUCCACACAGCGACUUGACUGCGCUGGGACCGAACGGUCAAAACCUGUGGAUGGAAGCCGUGCACCACGAUCCGGAAUACUUGACCGCGAUGGUCGAGACCGCGCCCUCUUUUCCCAUUGUGCAAGACAUGAAUGCGAACAACUGGUUCCACUACCUCGUGGACGUCGCGGCGACGGCCCAUUCGAUUGAAACGAUUCAAGCCAUCGUGAAGAAAUUGACAAAGGCCGAGAUGGCCGCCGCGAUGAGCGAUGUCAACGCGGACGGAUUCACGCCACUGAUGGCUCUUGUCCAGCACGAACGACCGACCAAAGCCGGAGUCGACUACGUGGCAGACGAUCGACGAUAUUGUGCACUCCUUCGGUUGUACUUGCAACACUCGGUCAACGUCGAGUCCGUCGUCACCUUCGGGAAGGUCGACCCAUGCGAUCGUGCCAAACGCCUCACAUCGUCCAACGAAACAGUGCUGCAUCUGGCCGCCGCACGCCGCCUCUCACCUUCGACCGGAUGGAAGGGCGACGACGUGCUGCACAUCGUGCUUGAAUGUGGACCGAAGUGGACAAAAUCGACGGUAAAUGUCGUAUCGGUCUCGAAGAAGUCAGCGCUUCUCCUGGCGAGCGAAAACGGACAUGCGCUUGGCGUCCAAGCUCUGCUGAAGAAGCACGCGGACCCCAAUUUUUACUUGUCUGACAAGGCAAACAACAUCGAGGGCGUGACGCCGUUGUUUGCAGCCGUGUCGAAUGGCCACACCGAAAUUGCCAGGUUAUUGCUGGAGCAUGGAGCAAACCCUUCGUUCACGGAAGGCGAAGGACUCCAAACGCCUCUCCAUGUCGCAUUGCAGCGCAAUGACGCAGCCAUCACGGAAGUCCUGCUCACCCAUGGCGCGGACGUGUGCGCGUUGAACCAGGCUGGGCUGUCGGCACUCAGCAGCGCGAUUUUGCAAGGGUUCUCUGUCACCAAGGCUGACUUGCAUGAGAACGAAGUCCACUUUGGCUUGGCGUACAACACGCGUGCCAAGGACGGGUGGGACUUUUUAUGUGUUGAAGACCGUGUGAGUAAGGCCAAGGUCGUGGAUGGCUCGGCCAAACAACAAGGAAACGAAGCGAGCCAUGCAUCCAAGUCCCCGAGGAAGGCCACCGGCAAACGCGUCAACGAUGACGACAAUGGCCCCGACAAAGAAAACGCAUCCACAACGUCCACUGCACAAGCCGACAUGGUAGAGACGCCCGAGACUGCGUCAAGACUGCGGAAACGAUCGGCGAUAUCGGUGUUACUACAGCACUCGAGCUCGGCUCCUGCGAUUGGUCUCGGCGACACACGGGGCCGAACACCGCUGCACUUUGCAUGUGCGAAUCGAGAUGUUCAUCUUCUUCGCGCGCUGCUCUUGCUGUCCAAAGCUGCCAUCAACGCGCCGGACCAUUUGAAACGAACGCCGCUGCACUUUGCUGUGAAUGCCGCCGUGAUGACGCCGGACGCGACCUUCGACGUCGAAAGCGUCCUCUUGUUGCAUGGCGCCAACGUGAAUGCUGUCGACUCGUUUGGCUUUUCCGCGCUCCAUUUCGCCUUGCAAAAGGUCAACUUGGACUGGCAUACCGACAACCCGACGAAAUCCGCCGACGACUUCAAGCGGUACAUGGAGAUUGUGCCCGCGCCAACAACAGACCCGAUCGAGACGGUCGGAAACCUCACUCUUGUCGACGGCAUCCAAGUCGACGGCCAAGAUUUGCUCGGGCGCUCGUGUUUGCAUUUGGGGGCUGCGACGGGCGCCGUCGUGAGCACACUCCGCAUGCUUCAAAUGGCGCCACCAUCGUUGCUGGAAGUAGUCAACCACCGCGGGGACACGGCCCUCGGCAUCGCCAUGAAGUAUGGCCGGAAAGAAGUUGUGACCAACCUCAUCCAACACGGGGCGAACAUUCACGUCCAGUUCACUCAAGACCGUUCCCGCUUCGGCUUGUACUGCUACGCCGUUGGAAGAAAGUGGCAAGGCGUGUGCCACAUGCUCCUCAAUGCAGGGUACUGCCGGCGCCAAGCUGUCGAGGAUUCCAUUCGCAGCCACGGAUUUCAAUUGACUCAAAACCUCAUCACGGGCCUCUUGAACACCAAGGACAGGACGUUGACCCAAACCAACGCCGACGGACAAACGCUGCUGCAUGUCCUCGCCCAGCAGGCCGUCGAGUUUGAAGGCAUCGUGCGAACCAUUGCGUGGCAGCUCGUCGAUGCCGGCGUGUCGGUGUCGGAGUCUACUGCCCGUGGGGAGACGGCACUGCAUUUUGCCGCCGUCCACGGCAAUUUGAACUUGAUGCGAUUUCUCCUGCAUUUGGACGCCAAGUUGGCGCACCAACUGACACACGCAAACGAGUCCCCGCUCGUGUAUGCGUUCAAGAACGUCAAAACUCCCACGAAACAUGCUUCCCCCGACUUUUCCACUGUCGUUCGAUCGCUGGUUUUCCUUGGCCGGGUCGGUGCCAACGUCGACCAGGCGGACGCAGACGGACAGACUGUAUUGACCCUACUCCUCGAUCGGUUCUUUGCCCGGCCGACGACGGAUUCGUCGCAACUCGAAUUGCUCGACUUGGUCGACUACCUCCUGUCGACGUGCCGUGUGUCGCCGAACGGACGCUACACGACCGGCCUGCCCAUUGUGUGCUCGCCGCAGACCACGGACGUCGUGACGUCGGUGACACCGCUGAUUCGCGCCGUGCACAUUCCAUCCGUGUACUUGCGGGAGCAUACGUUGGCCAUGCUGCUCCACCACGGCGCAAAGAUCCAAGACACAGACAGCCAGGGCAACACGGUGCUGAUGCACGCGAUCGUGCGCAACCACCUGGACGAUCUACGAAUUUGCUUGGGUGGGGUCUCGCAUGCAGAAAGAGCGACUGCCACGUUGCAGGACGACGCGUCGGGGGCAAGAGUGACCAAGGUGUGGACGAUUCACGUGUCCAGCUCCGACAAAACCAGCGCUCUAAACGUCAGCAAUGCAUUUGGGGAAACCGCGCUGCACUUGGCUGUCCAGCCCCGCGCGCACGGCUCGUUUGAAAACGUCGCUAUCGUGGACCUGCUCUUACAAGAAAACGUGAAGGUGAAUGCGCUGGACAAACGCAAGAAGUCGGCGUUAGAUUUGGCCAAGGAACAGCCCUCCGGUGUGUUGCUGCAGCGGCUGACCAACACUUCCGCCCCACCGAUCCGGUCUGCGACCCCAAUCACGUUUGCCGACGUGCCACCCGUCGACCACGAUGCGACUGUGUACUUGAAUCAGUGCCAGGCCCAGGGCUUGGUCCAAACGGUGCCCAUUCCACUGGCUAAGAGCAGCAUCUGCCAAGCUGGCCCGAAGGCCAGCGUGCAUGUUGACGGCGCCAUCGAGUACUCUGUCGUCCUCACCAAGGUGGACGUCCAGUCUGGGCAGCACGGCGUGAACGUCUUCUAUCGCAUGCAAGUCGUCCACAACGAAGUCCAAAACGUGUACGUGCUCUUUACCAACUGGGGGCGCGUAGGCGAGUCGGGCAAGUAUCAGCACACGCCGUUCAGUGACGCCGCGUCGGCGGUCGACGAAUUCAAGAAGAUCUUCAAGAGCAAGACAGGCAACGUGUUCGACCGAGUCGCGGUGCACGUUGACAAUGGUGGCGACGCUUUUGAGAAGAAGAACGGCAAGUAUAUGCUCAACCCACGCCGUCUCGAGCGGCACGUGUACGAUGCAAAGGUCACGGAGCCGUUCCACGGCCAAGCGUCCGCGGUGGCGUCUGCUCUCGAUGCUGGCGUCCAGCAAGUCUUGGGCGUCGUCACCGACAUUCGGUGUCUGGAAGAAGCCGCGUCUGCCUACAACCAUAGCCUGGACGACAUUCCGCUGGUCGAGCUGCAGCCUAGCCUCUUGGUCACGGCAUUGGAUCGUUUGAACGAGAUCAAGACGUCCUUGCACGAGAACGCUGCAGUGUUGAAGAAAAUGAAGUCCACCGACGCGCCAUUGGAGCCAACAGCGAUCGCCGCGUUGGCGGACACGUGGCGAGCCGCCAGCGAGGCCGUGGCCGAGAAAUCCAGUCGAUACUACGAACUCGUCCCGCGAAGUGACGCCUCGAGCGAUACGGCCCUCGCUGCGUUCAUGUCCGAGGACGACGUGAAUAAGGAAAUCACCCGAGUCCGGCAACUGCUCGAGAUUGCCGAAACGAGCAAGAUCAUUCUUGGCGCCAAGAGCGUCGCGACCAACCGGCACCCUCUCGACUACUGCUACGAUGCGCUUCAAGUGCACUUGGCUCCAUCGUCGACGGCCGAAUUCGACAUGAUUUCACGCUACUUUGAACGUGGUAUUCAUUCGAAGACCAAGGCGUACAAAGUCUCCCGUGCGUUUAAAGUUCACCGAAAAGGCGAGGCGGAGCGCAUGGAGUCGCUAACAGUGCCUGGACACCACACGUUGCUGUGGCACGGAACGAAAAAGACCAACUUGAUGGGGAUUCUGUCCCGCGGGCUGCGCAUCGCGCCCCCCGAAGCCCCCGUGACAGGAUAUGCGUUCGGCAAGGGCAUUUACUUUGCCGACGCGUCCGAAAAGAGUCUCAAGUAUUGCGGUGGCAACCCGUACACACUGUCGGACAAGCGAAAGGUCCACUACAUGCUCCUGUGCGACGUUGCGUUGGGCAACCUGCACAAGGUCGUCGAGUCGGAGUAUCGGGAAGCAGCGGCGGAUGGGACGCACAGCACGUUUGCCAUGGCCAAGUAUCAGCCGAAUCCAGCCGGCACGUUGGUGACGUCGAUGGGGGCGUAUCAAAUUCCCCUUGGCAAGCUGCAGCAGGUUGGUGUCGAGAUGUCGUACCCGUCUGCGUGGGCCAUCGGCAACGCGCCCGACGUUUCCGACAAGCUAGGCAACACGUCUUGGAAAUUUCAAGCCAACCAGCUUGAGAGAGAUGGUCAAGCGCUCUUGGACAAAGCGCUGGCAACCGGCCAGACGAAGAUCGCGUGGGAGAAAUCGUCCGAGGUGUCGUUGCGGCCGCUGCACAUUUUUGGCCUUCGGUGGGAGGUGCCGCAAAAGGCCGUCGUGGAAGUCGAGCGCAAGGAAUUUCACGUCAACGGCCGCGACCGUGCCGUGCACUGCAAAGUGACGAUCGAAUUGGGCAACAAAUCGACGUACUCGUACUCGGCACACAAGUACUUUGACGUGCUGGCGACCGAAGCGUUGCCCACGGGGUUCACGUUCCAGCCAGCCACGCCGGCGUUGUCCCACAACGAGUACAUCGUGUACAACGAGGCCCAAGUCCAGAUUGCGUACUUGGUCGAAGUCGAAGUAGUUGCCAGGUAAAGUGUGUUUGUUAUGGCGUUCGUCGCGACAUGAAUACAUCCGGGCUUGCUGGAAUUCUGGAUCC